Impatiens glandulifera is the source of this 2656-nucleotide messenger RNA. RefSeq names its product scarecrow-like protein 30. Bases 347 to 2437 code for a protein of 696 amino acids. Gene Ontology annotation, biological process: regulation of DNA-templated transcription. Lineage: Eukaryota; Viridiplantae; Streptophyta; Magnoliopsida; Ericales; Balsaminaceae. The transcript has 2 exons. The record is from RefSeq and is a predicted model, not a curated record. Gene Ontology annotation, molecular function: DNA-binding transcription factor activity; sequence-specific DNA binding. Gene Ontology annotation, cellular component: nucleus.
GAUUGCUCGGGCAUCUGACACGAAUGAAUGAAUGAAUGAAAUUAUUAUUAUUAUUGUUUUCCCGAUUGAAGGGCCGCCUAAUCAGUUAUCUAGACUCCACCACCAAAUCGCAUAAAUGAAAGGGUCAAGAAAGAACGGCUCAGAAGAAGAAGAAGAAGAAGAGAAGAAGUAGAUGGAUGGACAAUCGUCGUUCGUUUGUUGUAUUUGACUGCUCCAAAGAAACUACAGAUUUGACAUCUGACUUGUAGAGGAGACAUCUUUUCGCCACGUUGACCUCAUUCAUCUUCCAUACUAAUCAUACAUACAGACUCCGACUCUACAGAGACCUAAUUUCUCUCGAUCCUCGAUGAAUAGAUGCAUAUACAGUUACGGUUCUGUUUCCACCUAUUCAGAUCUUAACAACAAAUUGACAGAUCGAUGUUGUAAUCUUGAUGAUGCUGCAUCAAUAUAUUAUGAUGCUAAUUCCUCCGCUAUUCAGGCUAGUACUAGUACCAGUAGUAAUAGUAGUAUGUGGAAGAAUCCCAGCUCCAACUUAUCCCCAAAAGGAAAUAUCUCUUCUUCCAUACUCGGGUACAUAAAUCACGUACUAAUGGAGGACGAUUUCGAUUUCGAUUUGGAUUUGGAUUUGGCUUUGGAGGAUGAUAAAGCCUGCCCAAUCCAGGAUGCCACCACUCUCAAUGCAGCCGAGCAGUCCUUCUACGACGUGCUCCACGAUCAUCAACCUUUCUGGUCUCAGGACACUUUUUACGGUCAAAACAGCACCUCUUUCGAAACCAGCACACUUACUGAUAUCAAUUCGUAUCAAUCCUCUCACGCGUGGCUUCUUCCUCAUGAAGAUUAUGGAAUGCCUGAAUUUCAUGCCGGCAUGCUUUCCAGUAGCGAUUCCUUUUCGCCGCCGGCAGGAUUAGCAGAGGGGGGUGAUCAGGAAGUUGAAGAAGUUCUUACAAAGGGCAAUAAUAUGAACGGAUUAGUUAAUUAUGUAGCGAAUGGAGAAGCUUUAGAGGUAGAAAUCAACUCUUAUAGGGAGAAACGAGUAUUAUCCUCCCCAGAAAGUUUUCCAAUGAUUCGCAAAGCUCUGGAACGAGGAGAGUGGGAUGGAGGAGUAGAAGAUGGAAGGAGGAGGAAUAAGCAAUUGGCGGCUGAUGCUUCUGUUCCCGAGAUGUUUGUGGUGAAUGAAAUGUUUGACAAGGUGCUAAACUUAUGGGGUGGGAAUAAUGAUUAUGCAUCAAUGAAUGAGAAAGGAAAGGAAGAUGCCCUGAAGACAAUUUACAGCAGAAAAGGAUCCAGCAAAAGGGAGGCUGUUGAUACAAGGGGUCUAUUGAUUAAUUGCAUACAGUUUAUUGCUUGUAAUGAUCAGAAUAAUGCUGCUAAACUUCUUAAACAGAUAAGACUGCGGUCAUCUUUGACAGGGGAUGGAACCCAAAGAUUGGCUCAUUAUUUUGCCAACGCCUUAGAGGCACGUUUGGCCAAUUCUGGUUUUCCAGGAUACAAAGACGUGGUUGAGAAGGAGAAGACAUUUUCGGAUACAUCAGUUUUAAAAGCUCUGGAGUUAUUUCUCUCGAAAUUUCCUUUUGUUGUGACAUCAUACCUCUUUGCAAGCGAUAUGAUUAUGGGUGUGGCCGAUAAAGCAAACACUAUUCACAUUCUCCACUUUGGGAUUGUGCAUGGCCUUCAAUGGUUUCCCUUUAUCGAGAGGCUUUCAGCAAGAGCUGGUGGUCCUCCAAAACUUCGGAUAACUGGAAUAGACAUUCCUCAAGCAGGUUUUCGACCAGCUGCAAGGAUAGAAGAAACAGGACGCCGCUUAGAAAGUUAUUGCAAAAAGUUUGGAGUUCCAUUCGAGUACAAUGCAAUCGCAGCCAAAUGGGAAAACAUAACUGUCGUUGGUCUCAAACUUAAAGAAGACGAGGUUGUGAUUGUCAAUUGUUUGUACCAGUUUAUGUACUUACAGGAUGGGACAGUUUCCAAAGAAAGUCCUAGGGAUGCAGUGCUGAAGUUAAUCAGAGGGAUAAAACCUGAUAUUUUUAUCCAUGGAGUUCUUAAUGGGAACUUCAGUUCCCCUUUCUUUGCUUCACGUGCCCGUGAGGCACUUUUCCAUUUCCUGUCGUUUUUCAAUAUGUAUGAUGCUGUUGUGGAUCGCGACAAUAAGGAGAGGAUGGUAUUAGAGAGGGAACUUUUGGGUAAAGAAAUACUCAAUGUCAUAGCUUGUGAAGGAUUAGAGAGGAUAGAAAGGCCAGAACCAUAUAAGCAAUGGGAAACUCGAACUUUGAGGGCUGGUUUUGCAAAGGUUCCUUUAGGUAAAAAGACUGUCGAGAAAUUGAAAUCAAAGGUAACGACAACUUAUCACAAGGAUUUUUUUAUUGAAGUAGCCAAUCAAUGGGUUUUACAGGGUUGGAAGGGACGGCAGCUGUUUGCACUUUCUUGUUGGAAACCUGCGUAGAUUGUGUAUUUGCGUUUAGGUUUUAGCGACUAUAUUGUAUAAUUACCUUUCACUUUUUAUGAAGUGCUACACCUACUAAACUUAUUAGGUAUUUAAAUAUGUAUACCAUAGCCAGGAUAAUGACUCAUGACAUUUCAGCUUCACUUUCUUGAAAACUAUUGAUUGAUGUUAAGCUGAUAUUAUACUUGUUAAGUUUUAAUGAAGUCCAUGGUUGUUUAA